This is a messenger RNA of Xiphophorus hellerii (green swordtail), 4502 nucleotides long. It is a transcript of the gene arhgef2b, whose product is annotated as rho/rac guanine nucleotide exchange factor (GEF) 2b. Gene Ontology annotation, biological process: positive regulation of neuron differentiation; actin filament organization; regulation of Rho protein signal transduction. The record is from RefSeq and is a predicted model, not a curated record. Gene Ontology annotation, cellular component: ruffle membrane; cytoskeleton. Gene Ontology annotation, molecular function: guanyl-nucleotide exchange factor activity; microtubule binding. Bases 1002 to 3407 code for a protein of 801 amino acids. NCBI's taxonomy places the organism in Eukaryota, Metazoa, Chordata, Actinopteri, Cyprinodontiformes, Poeciliidae. The transcript is spliced from 22 exons.
UCGCUCAGCGUAUCGGCCACUACGCUCUGCUCCUCCUGCAACAAGAGCAUCACGGCUAAGGAGGCGCUCAGCUGUCCAGGUAAACUCAGCUGCCCAGGUAAACUCAGCUGCCCAGGUGACUGUGUGACCACCAGGAACAGUUGACCCUCAGAUUUGGACUCGGUCAUCUAACCACCCUCCAACCCCCAGCGCCUCCCUGGGGGCAGGAAGAGGUGGUGCUCGCGGUGCGAGGGGUCCGUGGUGAUGCUGCGGGCUCUCCGGAGGCAGCGGAUCCUGUUGAUCUCCUCCAGAGACGGAAGAGGGCAUCCAGUCAGUCUGUGGGCGGAGCUUCUGGCCCUCUGGAGCUGCUUCCUCUCUGCUGGAGAACCACAGCGAGACGCCGUGGCUCAACACCAACUCCGCAGAGAGCUCAGCUCUCCGCUUGUUCUUCCUGAGAAUAAUCAGGAAGUUCAGACUCUGCUCUGCCCUCUUGAGGACUGAAGUGAAGUUGGCGUUCCAGGUCAGGUCUUCACUGACGUAGCUGCCAAGGAACCUGAAAUCUGGCACAUUCUCCACCCUGUCCCCGUCUCUAAUGAUGGGGUGAAUGUGUGGUUUGCACCCCUAAAGUCGACGAUCAGCUCGUGUUCAAACGGAGGUUGUUGUUCUCCGUUCUCCACUCUGUAGUCGGUUUCCAGAGAGAGGCCCCCAAUCCCUGUGAUGGUACCAUUUGGGUCUGUGGGGCUCUCAGCAUGUGGCCUUGUGGAGAUCCGGUGCUGGUGGGACAGGUGGGGUCCGGUCCAGGUCUCAGAACUCCAAGUAGGGAAAUGGACCAGGUCUACGUGACAGUAAUGUCUCACCUGGCUACAGUGAUGCACAGGUGCACCUGACCAGUCUGUGACAUCACUACUGUGGUUCCUGCAAAGCCAAUCAGAGAGCAGGUACUGAGCAGACUCCUUUCUUUCCUAGGAUGCAACGUCACCAUCCACAACCGCUGCAGGGACAGCGUGGCGAGCUGCGCCAAGAUGAAGCAGAGGCAACAGAAGCUGACGUUAGUCAGAAACAAUUCAGCUCUACAGAACGUCGCUCUGCGGACCAAAACUCCGAUGAUGAAGGAGCGUCCGAGCUCAGCUAUCUACCCCUCAGACACUUUGCGACAGUCUCUGCUGGGAUCCAGGCGGGUUCGGACCGGCCUCACGCUCGCCAAGAGCGUCUCCACCAAUAACAUCGCAGGGGGGACAGAGGAGUCCGUCGGUCUCCGCAGGAUUCUGUCCCAGUCCACCGAGUCGCUGAACUUCCGCAACAGAACUCUGUCCAUGGAGUCUCUGACCGACGACGGCGAGUGGUGGUGGAGCCCCCUGCUGGAGGAGCUGCAGGAGGAGGGCGGCUGCGUCCAGGCCGACAGCUGGAGCAUGGCGGUGGACUCCAAGUUCCUGCAGAUGCAGCACAAAGACGUCAUCAAGCAGCAGGACGUCAUCUACGAGCUGAUCCAGACGGAGUUCCACCACGUCCGGACGCUGCGGAUCAUGGAGGGCGUUUACCGGCGAGGGAUGCAGGAGGAGGUGCUGCUGGAGGCGGGAGUGGUCCACACCAUCUUCCCCUGCCUGGACCAGCUGCUGGAGCUGCACACCAACUUCCUGUCCCAGCUGCUGAGCCGCAGGAAGGACGGGCUGCAGGAGGGCAGCGCCAACAACUUUACCGUCCGUCGCCUGGGCGACCUGCUGCUGCGACAGUUCUCAGGUCAGUGUGCCGAAGACAUGAAGAAGCUUUACUCCGAGUUCUGCAGCCGCCACCCCAAAGCCGUGAAACUCUACAAAGAAGUGCUGAACCGAGACCGCAGGCUGCAGCAGUUCAUCAGGCGGGUUUGUCGCGGUCCUCUGCUGCGUCGCCAUGGCGUCCAGGAGUGCAUCCUGCUGGUCACCCAGCGGAUCACCAAAUACCCGGUUCUGAUCCAGAGGAUCCUGGACAACACCAAAGGCUGUCCGGACGAGCGGCGAGACCUACAGGAGGCCCUGGUCCUCCUGAAGGAGCUGAUUGGCUCGGUGGAUCAGGAGGUUCUGGAGCUGGACCGGAACAGGCGGCUGCAGGAGGUCCAGGCCCGGUUGGACCCACGGGCCCAGGCUGAGGUGAAGGGAGGCGGCGCGUUCAGAGGGGGGGAGCUGCUGAGGAGGAAGCUGCUCCAUGAGGGGACACUCACCUGGAAGGUGCAGGGCUCCAGGAUGAAAGAUGUGCAGGUCUUGCUGAUGUCAGACAUCUUAGUUUUCCUCCAGGAAAAGGACCAGAAAUUCACUUUUGCAUCACUGGACAAGUCCCCUGUGGUUUCCCUGACCAAGCUGAUCGUCAGAGAAGUAGCCAAUCAGGAAAAAGGGAUGUACCUGAUCAGUGACUCCGCCCCCCCAGAGAUGUACGAGCUGUACGCUUCGUCCAAAGACGACCGGAAGACGUGGAUGAGCUGCAUCCAGAAGGCUGCUCAGAGCUGUCCUUCCAGAGACGAGUUUCCUCUCAUUGAGACUGAAGACAAAGCUUUACAGCGCCGCCUCAGAGCUGACAUCCAGCAGAAGGACAAGGAGGUUCUGGAGCUCCUGCAGGAGCGGGCCACCUUGUUCUCCGAUUUGGUCCAGGCCACGGCGCGAGAAGACGGAGAGGAGCGGCGUGUGGAGGCGAAGACCUCCUCCUGUAACCGGAACCUGUUCAGAGCCGACACACCGCACGCUCCCAAAGCAGAACCGCUCCUCCUGGCCGCCAUUGGAGAAGUCGACAAACUGGCAGCGCUGCUGUCCGACACCAGCAAUCAGAAAUCCUCUGUGACCAACGGCAACCAGGACAUCAGCAAUGGGGAUUCGGGUUCUGUCAACGGUUCUUUUAAACUCAACAGCUCUUCCAAGGACCGGAACGGAAACCAGCUGCAGGAACGGACCCUGAACGAGGAAGUGCGCCAGCGGCUGGUCGGGCUCAGCACGCAGCUUCACACCCUCCAGGCGGCGGUGAUCCGGCAGGACUCGAUCCUGGAGCUGUCGGCGGGCGCCGUCCCCCAGGCCGGCCCUGGCUCCGCCCCCCGCCUGGUGCGGUCGAUGUCGCGCGAUGCGGCGCUGGACGCCAGCGGCGAGGCGGUGCUGCUGCGCCGGCAGGUGGAGCUGCUGCAGGAGGAGCUGUCGCGGCUGCGUCUGAAGGCGGAGGAGGGCGGCAAGAAGGUGGCGGGGUCCGGAAAGAAGAAAAAGAAGAACAAAGGGAAGGGUGACGCCUCCAAGGACCAGCAGGUCGACAGGAAGCUGGAAGCCGAGCCGCCCACCGUCGCCCCGUUGGCUGUCGAGGAUCCCGUCGACCAAUUAGAUGGCCUUGAGGAGGAGGAGGAUGAAGAAGUGAUGAAGAUCUCGCCGCGCUCCGACAGUCCCAGAGACCUCCAGGACAUUCCCGAGGAGAGCGAGAGCUAACCUCCCAGUGGAUGUCGCCGCCAUGAUGUCACCGUGAUGUCACCGUCGCUACCAGAGAUCCACUCGCUGUCGGACAUUUUCCUUCAACAUUUCCUAAAUUUUCUGUUCGAUACAGGAAGUGUAACCAUGACAACUGUUUACUGAUCAUGUCUGCUGGAGGGGGGAGGGGCAUAGAGAGAGGGAGGGGCUUACAGAGGCUGUGGUCAACUCUGAUUGGAGGCCCUAAGGCCAGUGGGCGGAGUUUGUGUGUCUCAGUCCAAAGUUCAAAAUCUGCUUCAAAAAAUGCUUCAUACAAUCGGCCAUGCUGGGAGCUGGAGACCAGUACAGGUUUACUGGGAGCUACUGGGGGGGUCAGGGGAAAAGAAGCUGGAGUGAAACUGUGGAUAAAACAGGAAACGCUGCUUGGCAGGAUUCAGAUAUUAAAAUGAGAGUCUGAUCAAUAAGUAAUAAUCGAUUUGGCCUGAUAGGAACGCUGAUUCAGCAGAUCUCAGAGCAGACCGACCUGCUGACCUUCGCUGGAAGCAGAAACAUUUCUGUUCCUGGCUCAGAUCCAAACAUGAGACACAUGAACGGUCACCACACUACAUUACCCAGAAGGCCUUUGGAGUUGCAGCCUGACUGUGGGAACUUUAUUUAAACAGAAGUAGUUUUAGAAACUUUUAUUCUGUUUGUUACGUCUGAAUAUUUAGCUUCAAAAUCUGUUCCAGGUUCAGGUGAAGCCAAAACAUUUUAAUGCAGCAGCAGGGUGGGAGGAGGGACCAGUUAGAGAUAGGGACUGGGAGGACUGGGAGGGAGGUCUGCAUGAGUCACAGCUGCUGUACAUUAGCAUGUUAGCAUGGCUGUUUUUUCUAUAAGAGUUAAUUAACCAGUUUGUAAGUGUCAACAUGAUGAUGAUGAUGAUGAUGUAAACACUAUGAACCUGCUGAUGGACACAAACGACUCCAGCUCUUCAGCUGAUGAAGAUGAUGAUGAAGGUUUCCUAUCCAGAACAUUUUAGAGAAUUUACAGAAACAUCUGGAAGAUCCAGGAGAACAACCUGAAACCUUUCAGGAACUGAUUAUUGAUUUCUGCUGAAUAUAAAAACCUCAGAAACUU